Molecule: messenger RNA, 6568 nt
Organism: Vicugna pacos (alpaca)
Lineage: Eukaryota; Metazoa; Chordata; Mammalia; Artiodactyla; Camelidae
Gene: ARMCX5
Product: armadillo repeat containing X-linked 5
Source: RefSeq, a predicted model, not a curated record
CCGCUUCCGCGAGGCCGGAUCCCCUUAAACGCCUCUCUAGCUGCUCCUGCUGUCGGUUAUGGUUCUGGGGACGUGGCGAGACAAGAGACUGCGGAGGAAAAGGUAGCUGUUGAAGAGUCACUAGGAGCGGGUCCCUGAGGCGUCUUGGGGACCAGAAGGAGAAGGAAAUACCAAAAAGUGACAAUUGUUUGCCCUUCAUCUGAUAAAACAGGGCUCGACACCCCUCGAGGCAAGGAAAUGAGAAAACUGAUUUUCCUCUGAUCCAAGCAGAGCAGGUCCAACUUCAGUGGCAGAUCUGGUGGCCUUGGAGUGGCUGAAGACCACCACCCUCCACAGGGCUGCGCUCAGGCACACAGCCAUCCUUUCCUUCCCUGAGUGAGCUUCCUCUGCACGUUGUUUAUAUCACUGGCAGAGCCUAUAGUUGGAAAGGGGUCUGAGUGACAACUGGACUUUGUAUGAAAACACCAACCUGGGACAGACCUUCAGUCAAGGCUGAGACGCGGGUGGGGGUUUACAUAACUUGACCUUGCCUUUAACUUGGAUCAUGAUUGGCUUUGAGGCUAAGGCAGGGGCAGAGGAGGGGCUGGGGCUGGCCUGAAAGCUGGAAUCAGUGGCCCUGUCCACACUAGAGCCAAGGCUAAGAUCCAAGCCAAGGCAGUGGCUGAGGCAGAACUGAAAACAAGACCAGUGACCCAGGUCAAGGCUGAGGAUGGAGCAGUGGCCAGGACACAGACAGUGACCUACACUGAGGCCGUGGCUAUGACAAGGGAAGCGAGCAAGAUGGAAGCUAUGACUAAGACUAGAGACAUGGCUGAGACUAAGGCAAAACCCGUGGCCAAACCUGGUAUAGUGUCCGAAACCAAGUCGAAGGCCGUACCUAUAUCCAGGGUCAGUGCUGGGACUAAGUAUGAAGUCAAGGCUGGUGCUGGAAGUGAAGCCAGUAUCAGGUCCUUUGCCAAAGCUGAUGAUAAAGGCAAUAUUGGGUCCAGAUCCCAAAGGAGGAGAGAGGCCAGCAUCAAGUUGAGGGCUGGGGACAGGGCUGGUAUUGUAAUCAAGUCCAGUGAUGAGGAUGAAGAAAAUGUCUGCUCUUGGUUUUGGACUGGAGAAGAGCCUAGCGUAGGAUCCUGGUUCUGGCCUGAAGAAGAGACCCCUUUCCAAGUUUAUGAGCCUCCACCUAAGAUCGAGGAAAAGCCCGAGCCCACACCCAAACCCAAACCUGAACUCACUAUAAAGCAAAAAGCAGCAGCGUGGUCAAGGGCCAGGUAUUGUGUCCUAGUCCCAGUAGAGGGAGGGCAGGGAUCCUUGCCUCCAGAGGGGAAUUGGACUCUGGUUGAGACUUUGAUUGAAACUCCUCUGGGGAUUCGGCCUCUGACCAAGAUCCCACCCUAUAAUGGCCCUUACUUCCAGACCUUAGCUGAGAUCAAAAAACAGGUUAGGUAUAGGGAAAAGUAUGGGCCCAAUCCAAAAGCCUGCCGCUGCAAAUCACGUGUUUUUAGUUUAGAGCCUAAAGAGUUUGAUAAACUCGUUGCCCUACUUAAGUUAACUAAGGAUCCUUUUAUUCAUCAAAUAGCUACAAUGAUAAUGGGCAUCAGUCCUGCUUAUCCAUUUACUCAAGAUAUAAUUCAUGAUGUAGGUAUUACUGUUAUGAUUGAAAACUUGGUCAAUAAUCCCAAUGUUAAAGAACACCGCAGAGCUUCAAAUAUGGUGGAUGACAACUCUGAGUCUUCUGCAGGACCAAAUACAGGAGAAUCGUACAUAAAUCAAGUUUGUAAGGACAUAACCUCUUAUCCCUUGAACUCCCCUUUGCAACUGGCUGGACUAAAAUUAUUAGUGCAACUGAGUGUAAAAUUUGAGGAUCACCAUACGAUUGUCAGUUACAUUCCAGAUUUCCUCACCUUGUUAAACAAGGGAAGUGUCAAAACCAAGUUUUAUGUUUUAAAAGUGUUUUCACGCUUGUCUAAAAAUCAAGCCAAUACAAGAGAACUGAUCAGUGCCAAAGUACUUUCAUCAUUGGUUGCACCCUUUAACAAAAAUGAGUCAAAGGCCAAUAUUCUUAAUAUCAUUGAAAUAUUUGAGAAUAUAAAUUUCCAGUUCAAAAAGAAGGUGAAGCUAUUUACCAAGGAAGAGUUCACUAAAUCUGAACUUAUUUCCAUAUUCCAGGAAGCAAAAGAGUUUGGUCAGAAACUACAAGACUUAGCAGAGCACAGUGAUCCUGAGGAGCUCCAGACGCAGGAAGUCAUCCCGCGGGAGGCCUUCGUGGAGGGAAACGGCCGUCGCUGUUGGAGGAGCUGCAAUAUAUAAAGAGCUUGGAAGUCAUGACUCCCAAACUUACAACAAGAAAAAGCUGAAAAAAAAGCCUGAAAAUACCUGGCUUUUCUUGGAUCCAGAGAACAAAGGUUAUAGGGCAAACCACCACCACAAAAUCUGGAGAAACAGACAGACUGAGAAUCACAGUUGAGAUCUGCUUACCCAGAAUAGACUCCACUGGAGCCAUAAACUGGUAAGAAUACUUAGAUGGUAAUUUUGGUAAAUUGCUGGAGGCUAAGUGUGGACCAUCAGAGGAGUGAGAAAUUCUGUGUGUCACAAUCGUAUAGGAGCUUUUGUGGAUUUGACCUCCAGGAAAACCACUCAGUUCUCAAGGUGAAGAGCCAAGAAGUGUUCCCUCAUGGAUAUAGCAGAGGGAUGGGAAGAGUAACCAUUUUGAAAUACAGUCAAAACAUUCUUCAUGACAGCUGCCUACUCUGAAUGGGAAAAGGCUACCAGAGCCUUACCCCACCUGGGGAAAGGCUUUUUUUUUCCAACUCCAGCCACAUCUAGCAUUUCUUAUCUUGCCUUGGAAUGAAAAAAGGUAUGAAACAUUUGUGAGGUCACAGACCAGAGGAAAAUACACAACUCUAGCUUCUUCUAGACUUCCUGUCUCACCUAAAAAAGAAAAAAGAAACUGAGAAGCACUUGUGAAAGUCACAAACCAAGGGCAAAGGCUCACUGAAACACUGAGACAAAAUAACAGAACCAUAGAAUGUUUCCCAUUCCUUCCACACCAUUCAAACACAUCAAUAAGACUCAUGUAUAAUAACAGCAGAUUAAUUCUGAAAGAAGUGUACAUCUCAGACCCUAUUUAAGAAAAAGUCUCUACUCCUCAUCCUAGGGUCCACAGUAAUAGAAUUAUGGAUUCUGGAGUGAGAAAGAAAUUCCAAGAUUCAGCUUCCUGGCAGCUCCAGGCAGCAAGACACAUAAAUCAUCCUUAAAUGGUUUUCUGCCUCUCCUAUCAUGUAUCCAAAGCUGAAGGUGAUGUGCUCUCUCACAAUAAGUUAAUAUUUUUAUCUCACACCCUCACCAGGCAGUCCAUUUCUAACCCAUCUCUCUCUUGCUGCAAUAUGUCAAUUUCUGACUUCAUGGCAAUAAGGCAGCUGUGGUAUACCUAGCUAAUAAUAACCCUCUAACUCCUUACAGCCACUUAGCCUUCCCUCAGCUUUAUUUUACUCCUAAAAAGUACUUUCUCUUUUAAACUCUAUUCAUAGGUCUUUCACAUCAUUUUAAUCAAAAUAUUUCAGGGUCUUCUAUAGCAACAUUUCCUAGGUUCAUUAGAGCAGGCUAAAAAAAUAGAAUGCCCCUUAACAUCCUGGUGUUCAAUGGAAUAAAAUUUGGGAAGCAUGGUUCUGUGAUGAUUCCACAUUGCUUUUUAAAUUCAUGGAAUUGGGGGGGUGCUGGUUAGGUUUGUUUAUUUAUUUAUUUUUAGAGGAGGUACUGGGGAUUGAACCCAGGACCUUGUGCAUGCUAAGCAUGCAGUCUAUCACUUGAGCUAUACCCUCCCUCCUCCACAUUGAUUUUUAAAUAUUAAGAUAAAAGCUAGAUGUGGAAUCCUUGUAAAAGCAUCAUUUGUAUCACAUACAGUAUCAAGAUGCCUUCCCAGCUUCAGCAAGGUCAUAUUUCUGUUUUUAAAAAAAUUCUCUAGGGAAACCCAAGGACAGCAGGGGAGACAAAAACAAGAACAUCAGAAGAAUAUUUAGCCUCUGACACACACAGCUAUAGCAAGUGGUAUACAUAUCCUUACUCCUAGCUAGAUAAACAUAAAACCUCACACUAAAGGUAUAUUUACCUCAGUUUCUUUAACCCAUGUUGUCUACCAGUUAACAGAAAAUUACAAGGCAUACUAAAAAUCAAAACAAAACAAACAGAUAAAAAAAAUCCACACACCAGUAUCAAGACACAAAGCAAGCAUCAGAACUAGAUUCAGAUAUGGCAGAAAUUUUGGAAUUAUAAGAUUAAUAAUUUAAAACAACUAUGGUUAAUAUGCUAAGUGCUCUAAUGGAAAAACUGGACAACAUGCAAAAACAGAUGGGUAAUAUAAGCACAGAGCUGGAAACCCUAAGAAAGAAUCAAAAGUGAAUGCUAGAAAUCAAAAAGUGUAAAAGAAAUGAAGAAUUUUUUGAUGAGCUCCACAAUAGACUGAACAUGGCUGAGAAUAGAAUCAAUGAGCUUAAAGAAAUGUCAGUAGGAACUUCCAAAAGAGAAUACAAAGAGAUAAAAGAAUGAGAAAGACUGAACAGAAUAUCCAUGAACUGUGGGAUAAUUACAAAAGGUGUUGCAUACAUGUGAUAGAAAUAACAGAAAGGGAGAAACAGAGGAAGUAUCUGAAGUAAUAAUGGCUGAGAAGUUUCCAAAAUUAGUGACACACUUCAAACCAUAGAUUAGGAAUCUCAGAGAACAUCAAGAAGGAUAAAAACCAUAAAAUCUACACCUAGGCAUAUCAUAUUCAAAUGGAAGAAUAUCAAAGACAAAAAGAAAACAUUGAAAAAAGCCAGAGAUAUCAACCAUAUUACCUAUGGAGGAGCAGGGGUAAGAAUUAAAUCACAUUUCUCUUCAGAAACAUACAAGCAAGAAGAAGGUAGAAAGAAAUUUUUAAAGUGUUGAAGUAAAAAAACACCAACCUAGAAUUCUGUAUCCAGUGAAAUUAUUCUUUGAAGGUGAAGGAGAAAUAAAAACAUCUCAGACAAAUAAAAAUUGAGAGAAUUUGGUCCCCAGUAGACUUGUCCUUUAGGGAUGUUAAUCAAAAUUUUUCAGAGAAAAGGAAAAUUAUACAGAUCAAAAAAACUCAUAUCUAUCAAAAAAGGAAGAGUGUUAAGGAAUAAAUGAAAGUAAAAUGAAAUCUAUCUUUUUAUUCUUAGUUGAUUUAACAGAUUAUAGUUUGUUCAAAGUAAAAAUAUCAGCAAUGCAUGUGGUGAUUACAGCUUAUAAAUAAGUGAAAUGAAUGACAGCAAUGUUAUAAGGGAUGAGAGGGAGGAAUUGGAAAUACUCUGUUACAAAGAACUUGCACUGCCUAUGAAGCAGUGUAGUGUUAUUUGAGAGUGAACUUGGAUAUUGCAAACUUUAGGGCAACCACUAAAAAAGUAAAAAUAGAAGUGUCAUUUUUAUGCUACGAGAAGAGAGAAAAUGGUAACAUAAAAUGUAUAAUUUAAAACAGAGAAGGCAGAAAAAAAGACUAAAAAAGAAACAAAAAUGGAAACAUAUGGAAAACAGUAACAAAUAUGGUAGGUAUUUAUCUAUAUCAAUGAUCACUUUAGACAUCAGUGGUCUAACACCAAUCAAAAAAGAUAAGACUGUCAGGGUGGAUUAAAAAAAUAAGAUCCAGCUACAUGCAGUCUACAAGAAACCCACUUGAACUAUAAAGACACAGAUAAAAAUAAAGGGAUGGAGAAAGAAAUAUCAUGAUAAUACUAAACAAAUGAAAGCUGGAGUAGCUCUAUUAAUUUCAGACAAAGCAGGAUGCAGAGCAUGGAACAUUCCCAGGAGAAGGGAGGAACUGCAUACUGAUAAGUGGCCCAAUUCUCAAAGGAGACUUAACAGUCCUUAAUGUGUAUGCAUCUAACAACAAAAUGCAGAAAUACAUGGGGCAAAAACUGACAGAAUCACAAAGAGAAAAAAGACAAAUCCACUAUUAUAGUUGGAGACUUCACCACCUCUCUAUCAGUAACUGACAGACUCAGCAGAUACAAAGUCAGUAAAAACAAACUUGAACUGAACAACACCAUCGAUCAAUAGUAUCUAAUUAAUAUUUAUAAAAUAUUUCAUCCAAAACAGCAGAAUACACAUUCUUCUCAAGCUCACAUGGAACAUUCACCAAGAUAGAUCACAUUCUAGGACAUAAAACAUACCUUUAAAAUUUUAAAAGAAUAGAUAUCAUUUAAGUCAUGUUCUCAGAUCACAAUGGAAUUAAACUAAACGUCAGUUACAGAAAAACAACUGGAAACCUUAAAACAUUUGGAGAUUACCCAAUACACUUCUAAAUAGCACAUGGGUUAAAGAUCUCCCAAGAGAAAUUUUUAAAUAUUUUUUAAAAUAUUAUGAAAAUUUGUCAAAGUUGUGGGAUACUUAAAGGGAAAUUUAUAGCACUGAAUGAAUAUAUUUUAGAAAGGAAAAAAAUCUAAAAUCAAUAAUUGAAGUUUCCACCUUAGCCACCAGAGAAAAAAAAUUAAAUCCAAAGUAAGCAGAAGAAAAGAGAUUAAAAAAUUAGAGCAGAAACCAAUGACACUGAAAACAGUAAAUCAAUAGAGAAAUUCAGUAAAAC